AGCAAAAGAUAGAAAUCGUUCAUUACUUCAAAUCGAAGACGCACGUAAGCGUAAGCAUGUCAAGAUUGACCGAUCUCAUCGAAUUGGCCGUAACGGAGAAGGCAAGAGCUGCUUCCCUGAAUUGAAGAAGGCAAGAGCUGCGGGAAAACAAUCAAGAAUUGUUAAGGAUAAAUUGAUUAUUGAAGGGCAAGUUUUUAAUAAUACUAAUACAC
Molecule: messenger RNA, 212 nt
Organism: Paramuricea clavata
Lineage: Eukaryota; Metazoa; Cnidaria; Anthozoa; Malacalcyonacea; Plexauridae
Source: the annotation of a GenBank genome assembly